Molecule: messenger RNA, 2865 nt
Organism: Arctia plantaginis
Lineage: Eukaryota; Metazoa; Arthropoda; Insecta; Lepidoptera; Erebidae
Source: the annotation of a GenBank genome assembly
AUGCUCUAUGCUGAUAAAGGAACGAUGCACAGUUGCGAGCCAGUGCCAGCGCCAACGGCUUCCGGCGCGAGCCUGCUCUUGCAGCUAGGACGUCUAAUCAUCAGAUCUCGAAGCUCCAGCCCCGCGAGUAGACCAACCCACGAUCGGCUUUUACAUUCUAAACUGUUACCCGCCAAUCCUUCUACUAGUUCACAGACCCCAGAGUCCAGAGUCCAGAGCCAACCGAAGCCGGAGCCCGAGGAACCGAAAACAGGCGUGGAAACUCAGCUCAGCAACCAUGUGCAAGCGUUGUGGAACGAACAAAUUCCUGUCUGCAUUGAAGUUCUACUGGCUCCAAACUGCACGGACUGCUACACAUCGCUGUGUCGAGAGGAUGGAUUUGACAAGAAUUCGCGCGGGUUGCUGCUUGAACGUUGGACUAUGAGAGCGCAGAUGAAGAAAGGAGAAAAUAGCCCAUCAUUCAGUACAUCACAGUGGCUUUUGAACGCAGUCAGAUCACAGCUGCACUUCUCCCAGUUGUCUGCAUGGCUCGCGAGGCUGAAGGAGACGGAGGAGAGUCCUACUGAGCGCAGACGGAAGCUAAGUCGCGAAACGUGCAACAUCAAAAAGUUAGAAGCAAACUGUGACGCCGAAGUACCAGGGAACCAGCGCAAACUGAACGUCGUUUACUCCAUAAAGAUAUCUGAGGACAACUACAAGAAGGCAGACUUUAUAAUACCGCCUACCGAUCAUAAAUUCCCAGUCACAGACUUUGGUAAUUUUUACUUGAACGUGAUACUACAAAGUCUACCGAGACUAGACGAUAUACCCAAUAUGAAAUGCACGUGUCCAAAAAGAAGAACUAGCAAAGAUGUACCCCCCAAUUUACACGAAGAAUUAGUAGGGAAAUUAAAUGAUCUCAGUAUAGGUAAUAAGUACGAUGGCGCCCAGAUCGAUGACAGAAUGCUGACUCCUUGCAGCGAAAGCGGUAAACACAAAUGCAAUUGCGACGAAGAGUCAGAUGGGAAGGAGAGACCAAAAAAACUGGACGACAGACGCGUGAAAGAGAUAGCUAAAUACAAAAGGAGACUGAGGAAAGAGUGCAAAAUUAAGAAGUUACAUGACAGUACUUCAUCUGAAGGCGACGGACUGCAGAAGAUGAAAGAACCUCACACAUCGAUACCGAUUUUGCAAGCAUCAAGAUUUGAUAGAUUUAGAGCUAUAGGUUGCUAUAGGAACCAAACAUAUUUGACUCUACCCGCUAGCCGGAUAGAGACCAAGUCUCCUUUUGUUGACACAGACAGUCUUCCACCGACCGAAUUUAAAAAGAACAACACAGUAUCGACCCAAACUGAAGAUAUUUAUUGCCAAUGUGGUACUCAGAUUAAUUUGAAGUGUGACACGUGUGAUCGGGGAGGUAUGGUAAGGUCUAAUGGCAACUACAACUUGGCAUCAUUGAAUGAGAACGGGGCAAGAAGGAAGUGUGAAGAAGAUGAUAAAAAGUUGAAGAAGCAUAAAUGUGAUAACUUUUGUGAUAAUAAUAAUAGUAGUAUUAGUAAUAAUGACAUUAUUAAAAGACCUAAGUUACGUAGGUUUUUUCCUAUAGUGGAUAGAAUUGAGAAGAUUGUAAGUGAUAGGUUCGCUCAGAGGGAGAAGGAUAUAGAAGAGUUGCAGUUGGAGAAGGAGGACACGGUCUUUUCGAGACCAAAAGAGAAGAGACAAAAGACUUUCUCUGUAGGAGAUGAUGACUAUGUGUUGUAUGAGAAGUGUGACUAUGGCACUUUUGAAAAGUGUUCUGAAACUACUGCUGACUCCGUUGAUUCUCCUAAGGAAGAGAAAGAUGCUAGCGGCUUUAAGUUUCCUGAUCUAAAGAAAGGGGUGGAUAAUCAGGUGCCUUCUCCAACUGAAAUGGAUAAGUUUCGUUGGCGAUUCGACUCGGCUGCUUCCAUGGUGUUCCACACCAAGACUGGUCUCCCUCUGACCUCUAGCCCGGCACCACUGAGGAGGGGGAACAAUUGCUUUGAUUUUGAUGACUCCAUAAAUGGCAUUUCUGGGAUUAAGAGUGCACUGUUUCACCCGAUCUCCCCAGUAUCGCCAGCACCACCGUCCCCGGCGUCCCCACCGCCCGUGGUGACGACGCCACCGCCUAAACAAUCUACCACGCCCAAACUGAGGAUGGGACCUAGUACUGGUCUCCUAGGCAGUUUCGAGGAGUCCGCUCUGAAGGGCCGCCUGGAGCCGGUGGCGACGGUGGCCGGGUUCAGCGCGGAGCUGGGCGCUUGCGGCGCCUUCUGCCCGCCGCAUCGCCGCCUGCCCGUCACCGUGUUCUUUUACGCACCCGGGGGAACCAAUGCGCCUUACAUGGGUCACAUAAACCUCGGACCGUCUGGCUACCGAGUGGCUCGCUCCGGCACCAUCCAGGUCUCGCUGUUCAACCCUCACGGCACGUUGGUUAAAAUGUUCGUCGUACUAUACGAUCUCACUAGAAUGCCAGCCAGCGCCCGCACUUUCCUGCGCCAGCGCACGCUGUACAUGCCGGCUGGCGCUGAACCGCCUAAAUUGCAGCACAAAUGGCUGCGGUACCUUAUACAUCUUAGAUUUAUGACCUCAAAAUCCGGUAAACUAUACCUCCACACAGACAUACGUAUCAUAGUGUCGAGGAAGGCAGACCUCGACACGGCGACUGCACACUCCGCCCUCUUCCGCCCUCUAGCGAGCAGUUCCGAGCGAGACUCCAAAAAUACUGACCGCCGUCCGAACCGCGUCUUUGGAGGCUGCUCCGAGUAUGACGACUUCAAAAAGGAGUUGGAUGGACAAAAUGGUGUAUCGUAUGAGUUAAGGAGCUUUACGUAUGCGCCUGACAAUCCAAAGUAUUCGCCACGGUAA